UGUAACCAGACGGGACUCCCCUCACCAUCCCACAACCAACAUCCAGGAGACUGCUGCUGUGUAAGACCUGGCCUCAGUAACACACAGCCAGUGGAGGCUCCAGUGAGAGACAGCCUACCGGAGAUGGUGUCAUUUGUGAACGGUGAAUGUGGCUCCGAGACUGAUUACAAACGGAGACGGACAGCCGGCGCAUCUCCUCCAACAGAAGCGCUCACAACGGUCCAGCAGCGGCAGAGGCACAGGAAGCAGACACUCAUGUCCAAGUUGAGUGACUCCGGUUUCGAAGAAGACUUGGGAUCCUCCCUGAUUCCAUCCCCGGCUCGAAUAGAUGUGUCCCCGCUCCGUUCAGACGAGCCUCCUGCGGGACAGCUGUCCAACUGGUACAUCCAGUACGGUGACAUCGGUUUCAAGAUUCAGAGAGAGAAAGAGGCGCAGUUUCAUUCCUGCAAAAGCUUGGCACGCCAGCCACAAUUGACUGCAGAGGCACGGUGUAAGCUCGUCAGCUGGCUCAUCCCUGUGCACAAACAUCUCCGUCUGUCCUUUGAGUGCUGCUGCCUGGCGGUGAACAUCAUGGACAGGUUCAUGGCAUCCACACCUGUUGCAGCUGACUGCUUCCAGCUACUGGGUGUCACAGCACUCCUCCUAGCCAGCAAACAGGUGGAGGUGUGCUCACCGCAGAUCGGCCAACUAUUGUCAUUGUGCUGUGAUGCCUUUACGAAGGAGCAGCUUUGCAACCUGGAGUGUCUCGUCCUCCUCCGCCUCAACUUCCGCCUCGCUGCACCGACCCUGGCCUUUUUCCUGGACUAUUACACCAACUGCAUUGAUGCUGCCCAGCUUGAACCUGAGAACACAAGUGGUGGGAGGUUUGCAAGAAUUAAUCCAGAAACAAAAAGACGCGGGCAGUGCAGCAUCCUCGCACGAAAGGUGUGCGAGUUGAGUCUUGCAGACUAUGCUUUCAUCAAAUACCCACCAUCUAUGACUGCUAGCUGUGCACUGAGGAUAGCCAGUGAGUUACUGACAACUGAACAAGGGCUUGUUCAGCAUGCAACCAUCCAGUCACAAGAAGUGCAGUGCGGCAGUUUUGUGGAUGAACUAUGUACCCAACCACCUGAGAGCCCUGAGCUUUCUGAGGCCGACUCUCUGGCAGUAAAGGGUCACUUCCUGUCUGUGAGUCAGGGGAGCUACAAGCACAAUCUGGCCCAGGAAUGCAAAGACAACCUGAUGCUGUUGAUGUCAUUAAACCAGGAGACAUUGGAAGUGAUGUCUGACAUGUGA
Cottoperca gobio is the source of this 1275-nucleotide messenger RNA. It is a transcript of the gene ccno, whose product is annotated as cyclin O. The record is from RefSeq and is a predicted model, not a curated record. The transcript has 3 exons. NCBI's taxonomy places the organism in Eukaryota, Metazoa, Chordata, Actinopteri, Perciformes, Bovichtidae. The coding region runs from base 124 to 1275 and encodes 383 amino acids.